AUUUAGAGAAUGGCCAACUUCUCGAAGUGGUUUUAUCGCGGUGAGGGAAACAAAACUCUUGUUAUUUCGAAUCCAGAAACUAGGCAAGUCCUUCGCUUGCAAAAGUCAAAGGUAACGACAAAAGAUCAGCCAAAUUACACCCAGAACGUGAGUCAAAAAGAGUCGGAAAGCUUACAACAGGAAAUUGAGAAAAGUAUCGAGCUUUGUAAACAGGUUUUUAUUCCAUUGUUAGGGGAGAAAUAUGUCGAACCUGGGUGCAUCGUUGAACUUUCUGAGGAGUUUAUGAUAAGUAUUAAAGACCUAGUAACUUCUGCCAAUAAAGAAAGGCCAAAAAUUAGGCUGAGCAAAGAGGUUAACCAGCAAAGCAAGUUUGGCGUUUCAAUGCCAGAUUUUUGCUUUGUUUCCGGGGUUUAUGCAAAUGAGGUUGAAGGCAAGACGGUCCCACCCACAUUUUGUAUUGAAAUAAAACCGAAGUACGGUACCCUGCCUGCAUGUGCAGGACUUGAGAAAAGUUUAUACAGAAAUGUGAAGGAAUCUCUUUGCAAAUACUGUUUAUUUCAGUGGACAAAAGUUAACAAAGAAGGGAAAUAUCCACAGCGAAGUGGCUACUGUCCUCUAGACUUGUUUUCGUCAGAUAUAAGGAGGGUCUGGCAUGCAUUGAUUUGUCUUUUAAAGAACCCUCAAAACAACUUUAGGAUUUUUCAAGAAGGUAAACUGGUAUACUCUGGUGAGACUAUGUCACCAUCAUAUUAUGGUCAAAUGGAAAAUGGUAACAUAGCUGAUAAGAUACCAUCAAAUACUGGUGCAAAUGAACAUCAGUCACACUUGUCACCACUUGAAGAGGCCCUUUCUCAUUCAUUUGCAAGUCACCAUUCAGACACUUUAACCAAUUAUAAUCUGUACAGUGAAAUUGAUGGUGCAAAUUUAUCGUCAACCACUAUGUUGCUGGCCACCUUGCUUCAGUUACUUAUACACGACUCUAAUGAAAGUAGCAUAAAUCAUCACCACCAUGUUGAUCACCAUUCAUCUAACCAUCCUGUUUGUGAGGCAAGUCAAUAUAAUGAAGCCAACUACUCAACUGACAUUCCAACAUGGCUAAUGUCAAAAGGUUUGGCUUUUGGUCAAGAUGGUGUUUUGAGGAAAAUCUUGGAUGUGCAGAAAUUGGAUAAAAUUGGAACUGAUAACGCAUUUAGUAGUUUUAACACAUUAUGUGCCAAUGGUCACAAAGAACUCAUCGAUUUGCAUAUUUUGACAUUUAAUCAAAACACUGUGAAAUGCAGUAUUAAUGCCAGCAAUAAUGCAAAAACAAAUGAUAAUUGUGACCGAACACAAACAAGUGCUAAUUGUGAUGAGAAUGGCAGCGUUUAUACUAAUGACUUGUCAAUAGCAAGUGAAUUAGAUAGUCUUACAAAAUUUUUAAUUGCAGCCAGUGCUAACGACUGUUCUAUAAUGAUCUCAUUUCAAGAGGUAUUGAAUGGUAGUCCUAAGGAUUUGAGUUGUUUUGAAGAUGUUCUUACUGGCAAGGUUUACAAGUAUUCAAUUGCCAUAGUGGACCUUGAUGAGAAGGACAGCGAUCGUAUUCCAAAGUACUACAAGGAGUACCACGAUAUUGUUGAUAAUUAUCUUCAAUUAAAUUUAGAAAUUUAAUUUAAUAAAAUGUUUUACUGUGACAUUAUGCAAGCUACAUUUGAAACAUUAAGUUUACAGGAAAGAUGACCCUGAGUCCAUUUUUCAGUUCAUGAUGGCUAUCACAUUGGAGAAUACCAAGGGGGGGAAAUAAUAAAAACUGAAAAAAUAUCCUGUAAAAUGUGCAGGUGUCAGGCAUCUGUGUUUGCAUUUGGU
This is a messenger RNA of Paramuricea clavata, 1842 nucleotides long. The record is from the annotation of a GenBank genome assembly. Lineage: Eukaryota; Metazoa; Cnidaria; Anthozoa; Malacalcyonacea; Plexauridae.